Aureobasidium pullulans EXF-150 is the source of this 1221-nucleotide messenger RNA. Its product is annotated as glycosyltransferase family 15 protein. The transcript is spliced from 3 exons. Bases 1 to 1221 code for a protein of 406 amino acids. NCBI's taxonomy places the organism in Eukaryota, Fungi, Ascomycota, Dothideomycetes, Dothideales, Saccotheciaceae. Gene Ontology annotation, molecular function: alpha-1,2-mannosyltransferase activity. Gene Ontology annotation, cellular component: Golgi apparatus; membrane. The record is from RefSeq and is a predicted model, not a curated record. Gene Ontology annotation, biological process: protein O-linked glycosylation; cell wall mannoprotein biosynthetic process; protein N-linked glycosylation.
AUGGCAUUGCCUCCGGCGGUCCGCUUCAUGGCGAUUGGCACUAUGGUUGUCUUUUGCUAUCUAUGUGUACAGAUAUUCCGAGCGCCGACGAGCCUGUCGGCGGGCGGCAAGGAUGCUGUCAAGUUCAGCGACAUGCCCAGGGACCCCAAUCUUGACCCCACUGGAGAGCCGCCGGAGCCACUGCACAGAGUGUCGGGCAAUAACUAUGCGCCGGACAACGCAAACUCGAACCGCAUCAACGCUACCAUCUUGUCGCUUGUACGCAACGAAGAGCUGGACGGAAUCUUACAAUCAAUGCGCGACUUGGAGCGUACAUGGAACCACAAGUUCAACUACCCUUGGACCUUCUUCAACGACGUACCUUUCACCGAAAAGUUCAAGGACGCUACCCGUGCCAUGACCAAGGCCGAAGUCCGCUACGAGCUCAUCCCUACAGAGCACUGGGAAGUCCCCAGCUGGAUCAACCAUGACCUGUUUGUCGAGAGCGCAAACGUCCUCAAGGAGCACGAUGUCCAAUACUCGCACAUGUUGAGCUACCACCAAAUGUGCCGCUGGAACUCGGGCCUGUUCUACAAGCACCCUGCUCUCAAGGACAUGCAAUACUACUGGCGUGUCGAGCCAAAGGUCCACUUCUUCUGCGAUGUCGACUACGAUGUUUUCCGCUUCAUGCAGGACCGCAACAAGACAUACGGCUUUACCAUCAACCUCUACGACUCUCCCCAAUCCGUCGCAACCCUCUGGCCCGAGACUGUCAAGUUCCUGGCUAACAACGGUCACCAUCAGCAUCCUAAUAAUGCCAUGAAAUGGCUCACCGACAAGGAUCGUAGACCAGAAAACUACAAAGAGGCCAAUGGCUACAGCACCUGCCACUUUUGGAGCAACUUCGAGAUCGCCGACAUGAACUUCUGGCGUUCCUCAGCCUACGAGGAGUAUUUCGAACAUCUCGAUCGUGCCGGUGGCUUCUUCUACGAGAGAUGGGGUGACGCUCCCGUGCAUAGCAUUGCACUUGGUCUCUUCGAAGACAGUCGCAAGAUUCAUUGGUUCAAGGACAUCGGAUACCAACAUAUUCCCUUCUUCAAUUGCCCCAACUCACCCAAAUGCCGAGGCUGCGUUACUGGUCGCUUCGCCGACGGUGAGAAAUGGCUCAACAGAGAAGACUGCCGGCCCAACUGGUUCAAAUAUGUUGGUAUGAGUCCUGAAUGGGCUGUCCAGAAAGACUAG